UAUCAUGGGAGGAAAUUACCAAGAUUUAGCUAUGAAGAAAAAUUACUUAUAAAAAACAGCAUGGAUUUUAAAGGAAUUAAUCAUUAUUCAACGUUGUUUGUCAAGGAUUGUCUUCAUUCAAAUUGUACGUGCAUGCAUGAAAAUAAUCCUACGUGUAGCCAUGGUGAAAAUCAUGCAAUCUUAGGAUUUUUGCUCACUUCUGGACAGAAUAAAGAUGGUGAAUUCAUAGGAGAUCUGAUGGGAAUGCCUGGAUUGUAUGUGGUUCCACAAGGCAUGGAGGAUAUUAUUGAUUAUAUUAAGAAGAGAUACAAUAACAUGCCUAUAUUUGUGACUGAAAAUGGGUAUGGUUCAAAUGAUAAUCAAGAAGGGGGAUAUGACUUGGACAAAGAUAUUAAUCGAAUUAAAUUUCACAAAGCAUACCUGGCAUCUUUGGCUCGAUCAAUCAGGAAUGGUGCUGAUGUGCGUGGUUAUUUCAUAUGGAGCUUAAUGGAUAAUCUUGAUUGGAAUUUUGGUUACACAAUUAAAUUUGGGCUUUAUUAUGUUGAUCCACUUACGUUGGAUCGAAGCCCAAAACUUUCGGCCCAUUGGUAUCACAAUUUUCUCACCAAUAAAUAUACAAGCAAAGAAAUCAAUAUAAGGAGUUUAAUUUUUUUAUUUUAU
Messenger RNA from Solanum tuberosum (potato), 660 nucleotides. Its product is annotated as beta-glucosidase 18-like. Gene Ontology annotation, molecular function: beta-glucosidase activity. The annotation marks the transcript as partial. The record is from RefSeq and is a predicted model, not a curated record. The transcript is spliced from 4 exons. NCBI's taxonomy places the organism in Eukaryota, Viridiplantae, Streptophyta, Magnoliopsida, Solanales, Solanaceae. Gene Ontology annotation, biological process: carbohydrate metabolic process.